AUAUAUUCGGUGGUAAAAACAUUAUUGUAAACAGAUAACAAUUUAACACAAAUGAGUAUUACAAAGACAGGUCAUAUGAUCAUUUACUGUGUUGCUGUGAAUUCAGUAGAAUGGAGUAUUCUGUUAGGUAAUGUAAUUAAAAAAUAACAAAGUUUGAUUGGGUCACAGGUUAGACAUUUAUGAGAUACAAUAAUGAGAAACAUUUAUGAGAUGCAAUUUAUGAGAUACAAUUUUUCAGUAUUUAUUUAGUUGUGGGUGAGUAAGUGAUUUUUGAGAAGAGACUUAAAUUUAUAAACAGACAGUGUUUCUUUUAUAUUCACAGGUAAUGAAUUCCAGAUUUUAGGGCCUUUUAUGUGCAUUGAGUUUUUGCAUAGCGUGAGGUGGACACGAGGAACAUCAAAGAGUGAUCUGUGCCUUGUGUUAUGGUCAUGUGUUCUGUCGAGGUUGGUAAGGAGACGUUUGAGGGGAGGGUUUAUAUCAGAGUUAAGUGUUCUAUGUAUGUAGUAGGUGCAGUAAUAAGUAUGGAUGUUUUGUAUGUUGAGUACGUUUAGAAUUUUGAAUAUUGGUGGAGUGUGCUGCCUGUAGUGGGAAUUUGUUAUCAUUCUGACUGCAGCCUUUUGUUGGGUAAUUAAUGGUCUGAGAUGGUUUAUUGUUGUUGAGCCCCAUGCACAAAUUCCAUAGGUGAGAUAGGGGUAAAUAAGUGAGUGAUAUAGGGCCAGGAGGGCUGACUGUGGAACAUAGUACCAUAUCUUCGAUAGUAAAUACUGGUAGCACAAGACUAUUUUUGCAGUCUGUUCACGUUAUCCUGAAAGAGCUUGUCACAGAGAGAAGUUACUACCAUCUAUAUUAACUGCUACAGUCUGAACUGUGCAGUGUUAACUCUCAGACUGAAAAUAAAUGAUGUUCAAGGUUCCAGCUCAAUAUUUUGUUUGUCAGCCAUAAUUAUGGUGAUUUAUUUUAUUGUCUUACAAAGCUUUUUCUGCUUUUAGUAACUUCAUGCUUUAUUUCAUUCUGGACAUAUAAUGUCUUUUAAUAGAGGAAUAUAAAAUUAUUUUAUGUACAAAGUAAUUUUUCUUUUUAUAUUAUACCCGUGGUGUGAUGUCAGAAUUAUUACUAUUUCUGCUGGGUUGCAGUACAAACAGUAUGGGGCUAUCUGCUAGGUUAUGAUUAUAUGAGAACUUUUCAUGUUAACCCGUAAACGGUCCAAGCAGAUCUACGUUCACAUGUGUAGUGCUCCAAAAGUAGAUCUACAUUUUUUUACAUAUUUUCAAAUAUAACAAAAAAAAAAGUAGAUCAAAGUUUUUUUUACACAUUUUCAAAUGUAAAAAAACAAAAAGAAGAUCUACUUUUUUUACAUACUUUCAAAUGUUGAAAAAACGUGUAUAUACGUUUGGACCGUUUACAGGUUAAAAGUAAAAUAGCCUUCGAGAUACUGUACUGUAUUGCACAUCCUUUCUUUAAUCACCUUCAUGUUAUAGAACCUUUAUCAAAGUUCAUUUUAAUCUGAAGGUAAUUGUAUUCUUUUUUUAUUAUACAUGGCACUAUUCCAGGGAGAAUCAGGUUGAAGGAAUUGAGAUGAUGGUGAGACUGACUGAGCACCAUCCUGAAGUCCUCCACUCUGACUUACACAGUGUCAAUUUAGCACUACUCAAGCAAGCAAAAAAUCUCCGCUCUCAAGUUUCUCGUGCAGCCAUCCAGGCAUUUACACGUCUUUUUGAUACUUUAAAACGAAACAUGGAAUCUGACUCUGAGAAAAUUGUUGCUAUGCUCUUACACCGUACAGCAGACACUAACAAGUUUCUACAGUUGGAUAGCCAUCAUGCUUUAGAUGCUCUGGUGGAAAAUAUCUCCCCUACAAAAUCUAUUCCAGCCAUCAUUCAAGAAGGAAUCAGUCACAAGAAUGCUGUAGUGCGAACAACUGUUGCCCGACUUCUAGCAUAUGAAGUAGAGAGACUUGGACCCAGUAGAGUACUCUCAGGCCAGAAGGAUAUAACAGAUCGUAUUCUACCUGCAGCAGCCAAGCUGGCCCAAGAUGGCAGCUUAGAGACUAGGCAAUACAUAAAGCAGAUCUUCCAGCAAUUAAUCCAUCAAGGUCAGUUUGAGACUGCACUUAAGAAGUAUGUAACAGCCACUGAGAUAAAGAACAUACAAAAGUUCCUGGACAACUUGAAAAAUGAGGGUCGCACUAUUAAAGAUUCUGCCCGUUCUAAGUUUGGUACUGGGGCUCGCUACACCAGGACCAUGUGAGGAUAGUAAAAUGAACAGCCAAAUUCUACAUUCCAUAUUUCACACAAGUGCUUCUGUCCAACCCUAAGUGAAAACAGAAAGAUGAGAUAUGUAAAUAAUGAGGGCAGGUGAGAAUUACCUCCAUAAUAUAGCAACUGCAGUGAACAUCACUCCUCUACAGUACUACAGUGCAAUUUAUUAUGUGAAAAAAAUCCCAAACAUAAUUAUUAAACUGCUAAAAAAAACAGCAAAGAUUGUUAAAGGUGGUUGUAAAGAGAGAGGGAAUAUAUUUUUUCUUGCAUUUUGAAAAUAUGAAAUAGUAAAGUGAGAGAAUUAUCAGAAAAUGGCAGACAAGACUGAAGGGUAAAAUUUAGUGUUCAAGUAAUGCUAAAAUUUUAGUGAUAAAUACUGAGAAGUUGAUGCAAGAGCUUUAAGCACACAUUCCUGCUUCAAGAAUGGAGAUACAUUCUCCAAAAGCCGAGUUUUAUAUAUUAAAUUAGCUUUUAGUGCCUCAUACAUAUUAUCUCUGUAAUCAAAGAGAAUUUUAUAGCUAAAUGUACAGUAUAAAUAGAUAAUACAAGUUUAA
Cherax quadricarinatus is the source of this 2812-nucleotide messenger RNA. NCBI's taxonomy places the organism in Eukaryota, Metazoa, Arthropoda, Malacostraca, Decapoda, Parastacidae. The record is from RefSeq and is a predicted model, not a curated record.